GUUCGUUAUACAGUUCGGCCGACGACGACGAGGACAACGGUGUUCUGCGCGCAGACAAAUUCGUGUUAAAAUCCACAAUGAAAACAAAAACAUUCCGUCACUUUUCGUCGUAAAUCGCUGUGCUAGGAAACUUCUUCUGCCCAGAAAGCCACACAUUGCAGUCGACAGUCAGCCUGCGCCCAGCAGAUUGGAUAGUGUUUUCCCCCCCUAUAGUUUAGUUAGCUACGUCGACAGCUUUCUCCGCUGGAAUAACUAGAGGUUUUGCUUGGAAGUGCCACUCGGAAGGGCGGAUCGAAUUCAAACCGGGUGCGGGGAUAAUGCGGCGCUGCUAACGAUGAGCCCGAGAAACAUUGUGCACGUCGUGGAAGAGAACAUCCGCGGCAAAGUCAGCUGGAGGAAUCUGCCCCUAGAACUGCGGAAGGCCCUGCAUGACAAUGAGAAGCGCUACGAAAAGUUCAUUCUCGAGUACAGCCUCAAGAACCAACUUCGCUAUCGCGGCAAUUUAGUGCACACCACAUUCGGCAAUGAGAAGUUAUACUACGAAAAGCUGAUCGAGGAGAACAUCAAGGCCCUGCAUCUGUUUCCGUAUCACCUGGCCGACAUAGUGGCCAAAGGGCUCCGGUUGACGCCCUUCAACUACUACAUAGAUAUGCUGGUGUUCUUGUUGAACAACGACAAGAACUACGAUUCGUUGCCAAACUUCACGGCGGCCGACUGUCUGCGGGUGGUCGGAAUUGGGCGCAACGAGUACCUAACGAUUUCGAGUGAUUUGAAGACGAGUUCACCGAAGCUGUUCUUCAAGCGUAAUCCGUACUAUCUGCUGCCCAAGUUCCCGAGGCGGAUCGUGAUCGAGCCCUGGUGGAAGGUGGAAGUCGGUUACGUGCUGGAGAGUGAUGUGCAGUUUUUGAACCAGGACGAGUUGUCAGUGCUCGAUCGAUUGAUCGAUUAUGGUGCUCAGACGGCUGGGGCGUUGGACUACGAAGUGGUUCACAGUUUGUAUCGCAAGGGAUUGAUCUAUCUCGAUGUGCCAAUCAGCGGAGAGGACAAGAUUAGCAUACCUCCGCUGCAGAACUUUGUGAUGAAUCGAGUCAGUGGCGAUUACUUUGAGAACUUGCUGUACAAUGUGUUCGUCACGGCUGAUGAGCAGUCUACAAUAGCUGACUUAUCAAACAUUCUGCAAGUCCCACUGGACACGGUCAAACAAGCUACAUCGCUAUUUUGCCGCCUCAAUUUUGCCCGUCGCAAACAAUCCAGCUUCACAAACAACGUGGAACCGCACGAAAGCUGGAGAAAUGCCAGGCGUGACCAACAGCAGCAGCAAACUGGCCGCACGAUCUUCAACUAUCAUUCCCUGCUCCUCAGCCAAGAAUCCGUGGAAAGUGAACAAAGCGAGCGUCCAGCUGAUCUCACUAUUGGUUCGCUCGACAGCCCAAGUCCUGCCGAAGAAAGUCCCGGCGACUACAGUAACCUCUCGGAUGCCAAACCCGAGGAGUUCCGUUCGCCGGACGCCAAACGAGUCGGGUUCGUCUUCGAUUCCACCCUCACGGCUUUCCUCAUGAUGGGAAACUUGUCGCCUGGGUUAAAAACUCACGCCGUCACUCUCUUCGAAGUGGGCAAACUUUGUGACGAAGGAAUGAACGACUUUCUGCGCGAAUUGGAGAAAGUCUCCAUUCUGGAUGCCGAUGGCGAAGGCGAGGUCAGCCGCUACUUCCAUCACGCCAUAAUUCUACGCUCGACGAUUGUCGCACUGAAAACCGUCCUCAACACAGAGUUGGAUCUCCUCCGUCUGGAAAGCCUUGAAGCCCUCGAUCAGAAGACCCGAAACCGUCUCCUAGAGAAGAAGUACAAAUUUCUUAUCGCUGCCGCCCCUCUCUCAGGGGUCCUCUCCUCACCGUUCACCAUUCCGUUCUUUGGCCAAUUCUACCGGACGUCCACCAAUUCACACAUUUGGUCCAAGCUGUUCUACUACCACAUGGGCGGCUAUGGACCGCCGAGCCUGCUCCUCACCAAGGGAACCGUCCUGACCCAUCUGCCGCGAUUGUUUCUCGGCUACGGAAAACUUCUCAUCACAAUUGUCCACACGGAAUCGUUCGUGCUGAAUUCGGAAAAGUUUGCUUCGCUAAACGAACACCUCAAGAACGGGUGCGUGCUUAUACAGGGCUACGGAAUCAAGCAGCCGGCCGAGAUGCACUACGAAGUGUUCCCAUUCGAAGCUGGAAAUCGUGGUUCGGAGUGGUUCCGACACUCAGCGGUGCGGAAACUGGCCAAGGUGCUGGAUUUGGAGAAUAGCUUCGGCUAUAUGACGUUCAUCCGGACAGGAGUGCCGGAUUAUGGCUGCGACAAUUACGACGAGAACGUUCAUCUAUUCAAAGACCAUCCCAAAAGCAGCAAGGAACGAAAGCAUUCCGAUACAUCAAAACCAGACUGUCCGAAGCCUAAGGCGACCCGCUCGGAUACAAUCAGUUCGAUCACAUCCAUUGAAAGUGACGACGCCAGUCUGAUCGAGGACAUUCGCCGGAUACGGGACAUCUACGAAGGGAAGGUAGUUCCGGAGCCGGAUCUUCCCGAAGAUGACGAACCAGCUGUCCAGGCGACACCCGUCGUGGAUUCCCAGCAUUUCAACCCAGAACCAGCGCCCAGUCCAGAUCACGAUUUGAUGCAACAGCUGGCCGAUGCCAGCCGGAAUGUUGAUUCGGAUUCGGAUUCGAGGGAUCGAUUGGGAGGAAACCGAAAGGAGGAGUGGACCCUACUGGAUGUCCAUUUCGGCAUUCCACUGUUCGACGUAGACUGCAAUACCAGCAUAUGUCAGCAUGUUAUUAAAAAGCUUUGCUCGGAGGACAAGAUCGCAACCAUCCGGGAGGUCAAUUCUAAAAUGGAGCAUUCCUACCUGAAGUUUAUAUCGCAAUGUUUGUACUACGAGGACGAGAGUAUGGAAUUGGUCAAACCGGGUAAACUGGUUCCCAAGCCGCGCAUAAAUCUGGCGUUCGAAAACGGUAAAAUCAUCACCUGGAACGGAAAAUAGAGAUAGCUACCUUGACGUGCAAAUUUCAUAACUGCGGAAAACAAAAAAUCUAAUCUGAGAUACACCAAAAAAUUCCCCCCAAGAAGAUACCAUAAAAUACAUUCCACUUUUAACCGGAAAGCUAUAGUGCUGGAAAGCGAUAGAGUCAUUACUUAAUAUAUU
Aedes aegypti (yellow fever mosquito) is the source of this 3184-nucleotide messenger RNA. RefSeq names its product protein FAM91A1. The transcript is spliced from 10 exons. The record is from RefSeq and is a predicted model, not a curated record. The coding region runs from base 335 to 3022 and encodes 895 amino acids. Lineage: Eukaryota; Metazoa; Arthropoda; Insecta; Diptera; Culicidae.